Carya illinoinensis is the source of this 3366-nucleotide messenger RNA. RefSeq names its product putative pentatricopeptide repeat-containing protein At3g16890, mitochondrial. The record is from RefSeq and is a predicted model, not a curated record. The transcript is spliced from 3 exons. Bases 127 to 2274 code for a protein of 715 amino acids. NCBI's taxonomy places the organism in Eukaryota, Viridiplantae, Streptophyta, Magnoliopsida, Fagales, Juglandaceae. Gene Ontology annotation, molecular function: protein binding.
CCAUUUUAGAUUUUCCUCAGUGCUAAACCCCAGCCUGUUUUAAACAUUCAUGACCCACAAGACUUGGGCUCGUAGCACCAGAAUUUAUAAGCCGACUAGCAUUCGGCGGCUUGUCUGGCGAGGGACAUGAGACUGCGAGGGUCGUCUUCCUUAGCUUCCAGGGCUUCACCCGCACUCAGAAACCUACCUGAAGAAGCUUGCAAUAAGAAGAAGCUUCAGAGGGAUACCCCAUCAAAGGCCGAAUCCAAGGAAUUUACUGAUCAAGGACGCUCGAACAACUCUGAAGCUCUUUCAACAGGUAACCCUUCUCCUCUAAACUCUCAGUUCAGAAAUCCCAACUCAGUUUCCAUCUCAAAGGCCCCCAUUCCAGCUAAGAAACGCCAAGAUACUAUUAGACCAAUUGACCACCAGUACAUUUCUCAAAUUCUGUCGCGGAAGGACUGGUUUGUAUUGCUAAACCACGAGGUCAAGGCGAGGAGAAUCAUUUUGACUGCUCAGUUUGUAGCUAGUGUCUUGCAAAAUCAAGAAAAUCCAUUACACCCUUUGAAAUUUUAUAUCUGGGUUUCGAAUAUCGACCCAUCAUUCGCGAAGAAUCAAUCGAUUCGUGGUGUCUUAUCUAACACCCUUUCUCGGAAAGGUCCAGUUGUUUUGUCUGUUGAGUUGCUUCAGGACAUUAGGAAUUCUGGUUGCCGGGUUACAGAAGACCUGCUUUGUGUACUGAUCGGCAGUUGGGGGAGAUUGGGGUUGGCAAAGUAUUGUGCAGAAGUUUUUGCCCAAAUAUCGUUUUUGGGUCUUAGUCCAACCACGAGGUUGUAUAAUGCGGUUAUAGAUGCAUUGGUGAAAGCCAAUUCGCUUGACUUGGCAUAUUUGAAAUUCCAACAAAUGACUGCUGAUAAUUGCAAUCCUGAUAGGUUCACUUACAAUCUCCUAAUUCAUGGAGUUUGCAGGAUUGGAGUGGUGGAUGAGGCGCUUCGUUUGGUCAGGCAGAUGGAGGCCUUGGGAUAUUCACCGAAUGUGUUCACGUAUACAAUAUUGAUUGACGGGUUUUGUAAUGCAAAUAGAGUUGACGGAGCCUUUAGACUUUUAGAGAUGAUGAUAGAGAGGAAUGUGUAUCCAAGUGAGGCUACUAUUAGGUCACUGGUUCAUGGGGUGUUUCGUUGUGUAGCCCCUAGUAAGGCUUUUGAGUUGCUAUCAAGAUUUGUGGAGAGGCAGCCUGUCUUGGCUAAAUCAGCUUAUAAUACUAUACUGCAUUGCCUUUCGAAUAAAUCUAUGGCGAGAGAGGCUGCUAUUUUUUUAAGAAAUUGUGGGGCAAAAGGUUAUUUGCCUGACAGUUCAAUCUUUAAUAUUGUAAUGACUUGUCUGAUAAAGAGAUUAGAUUUGAAUGAGACAUGUGAGCUAUUUAGUAGUUUAAUAGGGCGAGGCAUGAAGCCAGGGUUUAGUACGUAUCUUGCACUAAUUGAAGCUGCAUACAGGACAGGAAAAAGCAAGGAAGGGAAUAUUUUUUGGGAUCAAAUGUUCAAGGAUGGACUUGUAUCUGAUGUUUUUUGCUAUAAUAUGGUGAUUGAUUGCUUGUGUAAAGCCAAUAAGAUGGACAGGGCAUCUGAGACUUUCAGAGACAUGCAGCAUAUGGGAAGUGCUCCUAACCUUGUCACUUACAAUACCCUUAUUAGCGGACAUUGCAAGGAUGGAGAGCUAGAUAAGGUUCGGGAACUGCUGGUGAUGCUUUUAGAACAUGGAUUUAAGCCUGAUAUCUUCACAUUUAGUUCAAUAAUAGAUGGCCUUUGUCGAGUACACCAGAUUGGUGAUGCUUUUGAGUGUUUCAUUGAAAUGGUUGAGUGGGGUGUCACCCCAAAUGCUGUCACGUAUAAUAUAUUGAUCCGCUCUUUAUGUGUCAUUGGGGAUGUUGGUAGAUCAAUGAAUCUUUUGAAAAAGAUGCAAGCCAACGGAAUAAGCCCUGAUACUUUCUCAUUCAAUGCUCUUAUUCAAAGUUUUUGCAGGUUGAAUAAGGUUGAGAAAGCGGAGAACCUUUUCAUUUCCAUGUUAAAACUAGGUUUGCAUCCUGACAAUUAUACAUACAGUGUUUUGAUCAAGGCACUCUGCCAAUGUGGGAGACUAAUUGAAGCAAAGGAGAUGUUUCACUCGAUGGAAGUAAAUGGUUGUGUUCCCGAUUCUUAUACAUGUAAACUAAUUUUGGAAACUCUGGUUCAGCUAGGUCACUUUGAAGAGGCUCGGAAUUUGGUAAAGAGAUGUAGUAAGAGUGGACUUUCUUUGUAAUCCAAUCCUAACUUGUAGGACAGCGCUAUUGUGGUUCAUCAGUUCAUGCUGCUUUGAUGACAUAUGCAUCUGUAGACCGUUAGGUUGCUGUCUUGCUUAUUGCAUCGGUGGAAUUAAGUGUACAACAGUGCUGCUUUCACAAUCUCACGUCGUAGCUCGUGAUCGAGAGGAAACUGAAGUGACGAUGGCUCUGGGGUGGCUGGGAGUGACCGGUGACGCCAUUGGCUGGAAGGGAGUGGGUUUGACGGGAUUGGGCUGGUCGGCACUUUCUAUGGCUGUUUCUGGCAAGUUGGUUGUCUCGGUUGGCUGUGAAAGUGGUUUUCUUGGUUGUAGGGGCUGUUAUGUUGGGCUGAUUAAAUCGCUGAUUUAGUGAUGGCUGCAACAAAUCUGGGAACUGUUUUCUAGGUCUGGUGAUAUUGGACCUGAGAAAGAAAGUGGUGGUCAGGAGAUAACCCUUUUGGAUGGCUGGGUGUACCAUUCAUUUAUCUGGCUGAUGUCUGAUGCUUGUUACUAGCAUACGAAAAAGCUCCAAAUGGACAUGAUUUGGAGCAGAGAGAAAUGUUGCCCUGUUUGGCCCCCAUGUACGAGAAGAAAAAUGAAGCUGGUUUGGUGGAGCGUAUGGCAAGCAAUUGGAACAAGGCUGUGUCAAUCGAAUUUUAGGGCACAUCGGACAUGUUGGAAAUCGAACCGAAAUCAUUAGGUUUAUAAAGGCUGUUUAGACAACAUCUUUUCUCUAAAAGCAUUUAGUGCCUGCUUACAUUGAUAAAUAGCAAAACCAUCUUUAGGACCUCACGAAAACAAAAAUCUCACGUGUUCAUAGUGGCAGCUAAAGUUUUUGCAGUGAUGCCACUUCUCAUAUCUAUCAACCUUUUCAAGGAUCGAUAAAAAACUGUAUAAAUUGUUUGACAUGUUUGGGAUAAUCCCCCCUAGAUACUCCAAGUGGUGAUGUUACUCUCCUUUUUCAAGGCACACAAGCUCCGGUGUAUCAGGCAAGGCUGCCUUUUUUUUGGGCUCUAAAAAACAUUGUUCUGUAUUGUCUUCUGUGAACUGGUUGAACAUGAUCAAAUAUAUAUUUAUAUAUGUAUGUAUGUA